Geosmithia morbida is the source of this 4017-nucleotide messenger RNA. Its product is annotated as DNA repair protein RAD50. Gene Ontology annotation, biological process: chromosome organization involved in meiotic cell cycle; telomere maintenance via telomerase; telomere maintenance via recombination. Gene Ontology annotation, cellular component: nucleus; condensed nuclear chromosome; Mre11 complex. Bases 1 to 4017 code for a protein of 1338 amino acids. Gene Ontology annotation, molecular function: double-stranded telomeric DNA binding; G-quadruplex DNA binding; single-stranded telomeric DNA binding. NCBI's taxonomy places the organism in Eukaryota, Fungi, Ascomycota, Sordariomycetes, Hypocreales, Bionectriaceae. The transcript has 2 exons. The record is from RefSeq and is a predicted model, not a curated record.
AUGUCCAAGAUCGACAAGCUGUCCAUCUCGGGAGUCCGCUCCUUCAGCCCGUCUGUCCGCGAAGCUAUACAAUUCUACUCGCCCCUCACCCUGAUUGUUGGCUACAACGGAUCCGGAAAGACGACCAUCAUCGAGUGUCUCAAGUAUGCCACUACCGGAGAGCUACCUCCCAACAGCAAGGGCGGUGCCUUCAUUCACGAUCCCAAGGCAUGUCUACCGCGAACACCACCAACAACGCUCCCACCCCAAUAUCUGCUCUGCGGAGAAAAAGAGGUCAUGGCCCAGGUCAAACUACAGUUCCAGUCCAUCAACGGCCGCCAGCACGUCGCCACCCGAAGCCUUCAGCUCACGGCCAAGAAGACGACCCGGUCGCAGAAGACGCUCGAUUGCUCGCUUGUCGUGGUCAACAAUGGCGAGCGCACCACCACGUCAACGCGGCAGGCCCAGCUCGACGAGAUGAUACCCGAACGCCUAGGUGUCUCGCCGGCCAUCCUUGACGCCGUCAUCUUCUGCCACCAGGACGAGUCGCUCUGGCCGCUGAGCGAGCCUGCCGCCCUCAAGAAGCGGUUCGACGAGAUAUUCGAGGCCCUCAAGUAUACCAAGGUCAUCGAGAACCUGAAAGUCCUCCGAAAGAAGCAGGUCGAGCAGCUUGGCAAGCUGCAGAACGACGAGGCCCACAACAAGAUCAACAAGGACCGAGGCGAGCGCGCCGAGAAGCGCAUGACCGGCCUCCAGGCCGAGAUCGAGGCUGCCCGUGAAAAGUGCGAGCGGCUGACGGCCGACAUGGAGGAGACGCAGGAUAGGAUUCGCGACAAGCAUGAGCAGGCCAACAGCUUCCUGCAGAUUGUCCAGAACCUGAGCAACAAGCGCGAGCAGCUCGAGUACCGCCAGGACGCCGUCGACGAGCUGCGCCAGACCAUUGAGGAGCUCCACGACGACGAAGCUUCGCUCGAAGCGUCGCUUGCCCAGUACGAGGAGAGGAUCCAGGGCUUCCAGCAGGAGGCCGAGCAGAACAAGGCCCAGUACAGCGAGCUCCAGAAGGAACUUGCCGAGGCGCAGAGGAAUCUCAACGCCAAGCUGGCUGAGCAGGGAAAGCACCAGUCCGACAAGGACAAGUACGACCGUCAGCUCAGCGCCCGCGUCGAGAUGGUGCACGGCAGCGCCCAAAAGUACAACUUCAGGGGCUUCGACGGCGACCUGUCCGACCAGCAGAUCCGGUCCUUCAACGAGCGCAUCCAGAAGCUACUCGACGAGAAGAAGCGCGAUCUCGAGCGCAUUCAAAAGGAGAACUCGGCCGAGCUCGACAGAGCCACCAGCGUCAUCACCCAGCUCGAGGGCCGCAAGGCUGCGAGGACCCAGGACCGCGUCAUGGCCAAGCAGCGCAUGGGAGCCAUCGACAAGAGGGCCAGUGUCCUGCAAAACGAGUCCAGCAAGAUCGAGGUCGACGAAGGUGCCAAGGCCCUCCUCGACGGUCAGCUUGAGGACCUCGGCGGUAGGCUGGUCAGGUUCCAGCACGAGUUUGACGACGCCAACUGGGACCGGCAUCUGUCAGAUGAGAACGAGAGGCUCCGAGGCCUCGAGGCGGAGAGCGACAAGCUGGGCCGCGAGCUCGUCGAAUCCACCCGCCUUGCGUCUGAGCGUGCGCAGCUCGACUACCGCAAGAAGGAGCUGGCCGACCGCAGGCGGAGGUUGGACACGCUCACCAGCACGUGGCGGACAAAGCUCUCCGCCGUCGUCGGUGAUGGCUGGGAGCCCGAAACCCUCGACGGCAAAUUCCAAGCCACUCUCCGGGAACAGACGCGUAAAGUCGACGAGGCUACCAAGCUCCGCGAGGCUGCGAGGGAGACGCUCCAGAAGGUCGACUACCGACUCAGGAAUGCCAAGGAGUCGGUGGACAGGAACGGGCGGGAGAGUGCCAGGUGCAAGCAGGAGGUUGUCGCUGCCCUCCAGAAGGUUCGCGAGAACGCCAUCAUCGAGGACUACAACGAAGAGAUGUCGUCCCUGGAGACGGCGGUCGAUGACCUCCGGAACGAGAUCAGUCUCUUUGGCGCUCUCGUUGACUACUACGAAAAGUGCAGGCGCGUCCUCAACACCAAGAAGACGUGCCUCCUGUGCGACCGCAAGUUCGAAGAGAGCCAGCGCGCGGCCAUUGACCGGCUGCAGAAGAAGAUUGAGAAGAACCUCGACCCCAACGGCAAGGCGGAGACGGAGGAGGACUUGAAGGAGGCCACCGCCAACCUUGAAGCGCUACGCGCGGUCCGCCCCAUGUUUGACACGUAUGAGAGGCUGUGCUCCGAGCUGCCGGCGCUCCAGAGAGAUCUGAAGUCUCUCGAGAGCGAGCACGAUGCACUGGAGAGGCAGCUGGAGGAGCAGGAGUCCGCCGUGUCGUCGGAGGUGGACAGGAAGAGGGACAUUGACGACCUGUCCAAGACAGUCCUGAACCUCGCGCAGAUCGUCAGGGAUAUCAAGGACUCGGAGGGCCAAGUGGAGCGCAUCCAGUCCCAGCAGGCGUCAGGGGGGGCCACCCGGAGCGCCGAGGAGAUCCACGAGCUGCAGGCCACGAUCAGCGAGCAGAUACGGGCGGUCAAGUCCAAGAUCACCAAGCUGUCGGCGGACAGGCAGCGCGCCAAGGACCAGAUCAGCACACUGGAGCUGGAGAGGAGCGAGCUGCGCAACCAGAUAAGCUCGGCCACGAGCCAGCUGGACAAGAAGCGGGACAUACAGGUCCAGAUCCAGUCGCUCAAGGACGACCUCGGACAGCAGCGCGAGACGAUCCAGCGCGCCGACGCCGACCUGGAGACCAUCGAGCCGGAGAUGGCCGAGGCGAAGUCGGCGCGGGACGAGACGCUCAGCCGCGGGCGGGAUCGAGAGCAGCGCGUGGCCAGCGAGCGCGACGAGAUUGCCAGCUCGGUGAGCGAGCUGCGCAUGGUGGAGGCGGACAUACAAGACUACGUGAACCGGGGCGGGGCGUCGAACCUGGCGUCGAACCAGCGGGCGAUCGCGGCGCUGGAGGCGUCGAUCGCCCGGGGCAAGGCGGACAUUGACGACCUGACGCGGCGGACCAACAAGCUGCGCGAGGAUAUGGACAGCGGGGAUAGCAAGAAGAAGAACAUACGCGACAACCUCAACUACCGGCGACACCUGCGGAUGCUAGACACGCUGCGGGCGGACAUUGCGUCGCUGGAGGAGCGUAACGCGCACGACGACUACGAGCGGCUGCAGUCGGAGGCGCGGUCGCUGGAGAACCGGUCGAACCGGCUCUUUGCCGAGCGCGGGUCGGUGAUGGGGACGAUGAAGACCAAGGACGAGGAGCUGGACCGGCUCCUGCAGGAGUGGGAGAUGGACUACAAGGACGCCAAGGCGCGGUACCGCGAGUCGCACAUCCGGGCGGAGACGACCAAGGCGGCCAUCGAGGACCUGGCGCAGUGCAGCGCCGCCGUCGACCGCGCCGUCAUGCAGUUCCACUCCAUGAAGAUGGCCGAGGUGAACCGCAUAGCCGGCGAGCUCUGGCAGACGACGUACCAGGGCACCGACAUCGACACCAUCCUCAUCCGAUCCGACAACAGCAGCGAGACGCCGUCGUCUGGCUCCUCUGCCUCCGCCACCGCAGGCGCGGCCGGCGCCCGCCGCAACUACAACUACCGUCUGUGCAUGGUCAAGCAGGACACGGAGAUGGACAUGAGGGGCCGAUGCUCGGCGGGCCAGAAGGUGCUGGCCAGCAUCAUCGUCCGCCUCGCCCUGGCCGAGUCGUUCGGCGUCAACUGCGGGCUCGUCGCCCUCGACGAACCCACAACCAACCUGGACAGGGACAACAUCAAGUCCCUGGCCGAGAGCCUGCACGCCAUCAUCCGCGCCAGGCAGGCCCAGUCCAACUUCCAGCUCAUCGUAAUCACGCACGACGAGGAGUUUCUGCGGCACAUGCGCUGCAGCGAUUUCUGCGAUAGCUUCUUCAGGGUCAGGAGGGAUGAGAGGCAGAACAGUGUCAUUUCCAGGGAGAGUAUCACCAAGAUUUUUUAG